AUGGCUAAUCAGCAGCACCCGACACUCAAGAUGCCGUUCGGCACGCGGGCCCAGUCGGCCAGCCAUCCACUGUCUUCCUACCUACUCCGGCUCAUGGAGCUCAAGCAGUCGAACCUAUGCCUCAGCGCCGACGUGACGACCGCCCGAGAGCUCAUCUACCUGGCCGAAAAGGCUGGCCCGUCGAUUGUUGUGCUCAAGACUCACUACGACCUCAUCUCCGGGUGGGACUACAGCCCCAAGACGGGGACGGGUGCCAAGCUCGCGGCGCUGGCGCGGCGGUACGGCUUCCUGAUUUUUGAGGACCGCAAAUUCGCCGAUAUCGGCAAGACGGUCCAGAUGCAGUACACCGCCGGCACCGCACGCAUCAUCGAGUGGGCCCACAUCACAAACAUCAACAUCCACGCCGGCAAGGACAGCGUGCGCGCCCUGGCCGAGGCCGCCGCCCAGUGGCGCGAGCGCAUCAAGUACGAGGUCAGGACCUCGGUGUCUGUCGGCACCCCGCUGUCGGACAGCUUCGAGGACGACGAGGAUGGCAACGGCGCCGGUGUCGGCGGCGGCAGCAGCAGCAUGACGAGCCCGCCGAUCGCGGGGAGCAGCAGUAGCGGCGGUGGGCCGCCUCCAUCCGUGUACGGGAGGGACUCGGACGGGCGCAAGGGCAGCAUCGUGUCGAUAACGACGGUGACGCAGUCUUUCGAGCCGGCAGACUCACCACGGCUCUCCAAGAGCAUGUCGGGCGAGGGUGUCGACGAUCUCGUCUUUCCCGGCAUCGAGGAGGCCCCGCUGGAGCGCGGCCUGCUAAUCCUGGCCCAGAUGUCUAGCAAGGGAUGCCUGAUGACGCCCGACUACACGGCGGCGUGCGUCGAGGCUGCGCGGGAGAACAGGAGGUUCGUCAUGGGGUUCGUUGCCCAGGAAGGCCUCAACAGCGAAGCCGACGAUGACUUCAUCACCAUGACGCCGGGCUGCAAAUUGCCGCCGCAGGGCGAAGAGGAGAACGGCCCGCUCGAGGGCGACGGGCUGGGCCAGCAGUACAACACGCCUGCGAAGCUGAUUGGGCUUGGCACCGACAUUGUCAUUGUGGGAAGGGGCAUCAUUAAGGCUGACGACCCCCAAUCAGAGGCUGAGAGGUAUAGGCGCAAGGCAUGGUCCGCAUAUCAAGAACGUUGUGAUAGAGAUUCGCCUUGCAGCAAUUGUGUAUCGAGAAACAAGCAGGAUGUGUGCCGCUACGAGUCGCCGCCAGCACCACCUUCGACCUCAAAGAAGGUCAAACUUGACGGUAAAUCUAGACAGAAGCAGGAGCCCAGUCCCCAAGAUUCAGUCAGUGAUCUGGAGCACGUGGACUUCGUGGAAACAUCGCCAAGCAAGGAGGCAAACUUUGGUUAUGCAAACACCACACCGGCUGGCUCUAAUGGUGUUUCAACCCUGGGCUUGCUCCUCAAAAUUGACAAGGUCACAGCCUCGGGGCAACAAGGCGACGCUGGUGACCACCUGACCCGGAUCACGGCAGACUCAGACCGGAGGGUGUCUGACGUCGGCAUACGCGAGCGGUAUAAGAGCAUCCUUCGACGGCUUCCUACUCGCGACCAUGUUGAGAGGCUGGCCGAAAUAUAUCUGGAGGAGCUCAACCCGAACUACUAUCCGCUUGAGCCGGACCUGUUCCGAGACCAACUUGCCGAGUGGUACGACGUCCAUCUCAACCUGCUCGACAAAUCUGGACCAUAUGCCUUGACGCCCGAGAUGCGCCCUUUUGGCGCGCUUCUGUUCCAGAUAAUCGCCGUCGCCUUGCUGCUCCUACCGUCCGAGGGCCCCCUUGCCACGCACUACAAGGCGCUCAAGGAUGUCAGCGGCAUCAAAGCCGUGGACCUGGCCAUGGACUAUAGCGAGUCCGGCGUCGCCAUCUUGUCGCUGCUCGGCAAGAGGCAAAUGUCAUUAACGACGAUACAGGCCGGCUUCAUACGUGCUAAUUUCCUCAAAUACUGCGCCCUCGUCACCGAAGCGUGGCAUGCAAUCGGCAGCGUCAUCCGCGACGCUCAGGAGAUUGGUCUGCACCGGGAGGCUCUCGAGCCAAAGCCCCAGGCUGUGACGGCUGACGACGGCGACUCCCAUGCUGCCACCGCGGCUGUUUUGAGAAAUCAAUGGCAUAUCCAGCAUCGUAGGCGCCUUUGGCACGUCUUGUUCCUGUGGGACACGCACGCCGCCGCAGUGCUGGGUCGACCGACCUCGGUAGGUGAAGAGAUUCAACUUCCACUGCCAGUCGAUUGUCUAGUGCCGAGGGACCGUUCGUCAACACCGGUACAGCCAAGGAGUGCCGAUGAUCCGCCUACUCCGCUUACACGGAUACUUUGGGCACUGAAAGCCAUGGUGUACCUCCGUCAGAUACUGAAGUUGGAAGCCAAAGGGACGAACCCACGGAAUUUUGCAUGUGUUGAUAAACUGCAUCAGGACCUGGAGCGGUUCGAAGACGAGAUACCACCUCAGUUCCGCCUCGAGAACCCAGAUACUUCUUUCGACGACCAUCCUGAUUGUCGGUGGCUGCGUGCCCAGCGUACCCUUUUACCGCAAGUAUCGGCUUUUAACUUUAUCGUCUUACACCGACAAUACGUCUUUACAAGAACGCAAUCCCGGAUCGAGGCACUCAAGGCGUGUCUCAAGAUGCUGGGUGCUCAGCAGAUACAGUUUGCAGCCAUGAAGCCCGAGCAGUACAGGGCCUUUUCGAUUUUCUUCGGGACCUUUGACGCUGUCAUCCUCCUUGCGACCCUAUACAUUGUCUUCCCCAAGGAUAACCUGGAUCUGCUCCCGGACGCUCUUCAGCACUUCCGAUUCGCGGUAGAGCGGUUUUCAGCCCUGUCUGAAUCCAACAACCUUGCAAGGGCUGGUGUUGGGGUCCUUAGAGCGAUAUUUCAGAGGCUGAGAAAAUCGCUUACCCUUGCUGGAUCGUGGCCAUCUGAGUGUACCGACCAACUGUUGCACAAAUCAACAGACACUGAAGCACUUUCCUCCUUGGGAUGCGGCAAGGAUACUGUGCCCAAUACCAAGGCGCUAGAAGAACGGCUCGCUCCACAAACCUCGCAUCGCCCUCGUGACUCUAGUGUAGGAGCUGAAGAUCGACCAGGGCCACAACCCAUUCAGGCACUUGCUCAGGACGUGGAGGAGUGGUCUUUACCUGACAACUUCGACUGGUCCGCGUUACAGCCUAUUACCGCUACCAGCGACCUUCUCUACAAUGACUUGAUGGUUGGCGGUGGCUUGGAUUUCAGCAGUACAGGUGGCCAUGAUGGUUGGCAGCAGCCGCAAGCGUGGUGGCCGACAGAUACCUCUGUGUCCGAAAGUGAUGCUCAAGCCGUCGGCAAUGUCGUUGGAUCUGGCGAUGGUCAACAAGACGCCAACUCUGCAUUGCAUUUCGAAGGUCACUUUGAUCAGGGAAGUGUCUGGAACAUGCUAAACUUCUACAAUCCGCUUUAGGACGUAGCAGGCGAUGGUGGAUUUGCGCUUUCCUACGCUUCUAACUUUGGGAUGUCCCGUGCAACCUCCCGCCGAAGCACCUGGCAGGUGCCCGAGAAGACUGCUCAUGUUAGAUGAUAUUUCAAUUAUGCUCAUGCCAACAGCAACCGGCUUGGUCAUGGGAUGAAUGAGACUCACACCACCUUUCCAGUAUCAUAUUUGCCUCACGCAUUGAAUAUACCAAACCCUGUGUUGCUUAUGGAGAAGUCUUUGCUGGAAAAAAAUCUUUGAAGAGGUGAUGGGCAUGGAGUUUGUGGUGACAAUUGAUGAGCUGGCUCGCGAGGCUAUCUUCAAGGACCUAGAAUUGUUUCCCGGAUAUGUGUAGCUCACUUUCUCGGACGCGAUGAUCCCAGCAGCUGACAAAAUCGAGUUUGUGGAUGACAUUGCAUGCCUAUUUCAAACCAUGGCCAUGACCUUGGAGAUCGUGCUUUUCAUUGACACAACCCACUGGACCGUAGUCACCAUCGCUAACUCG
Molecule: messenger RNA, 3973 nt
Organism: Pyricularia grisea
Lineage: Eukaryota; Fungi; Ascomycota; Sordariomycetes; Magnaporthales; Pyriculariaceae
Exons: 6
Coding region: 1-3459 (1152 amino acids)
Biological process (GO): 'de novo' pyrimidine nucleobase biosynthetic process; DNA-templated transcription; 'de novo' UMP biosynthetic process
Cellular component (GO): cytosol
Molecular function (GO): DNA-binding transcription factor activity, RNA polymerase II-specific; DNA binding; orotidine-5'-phosphate decarboxylase activity
Source: RefSeq, a predicted model, not a curated record